CAUCCUGGGUUGGCGUAGCCAUGGCGUCUCGUGUCCUUUGCGCCUGUGUCCGCCGCCUGCCCGCGGCCUUCGCGCCGCUGCCCCGGCUUCCCACGUUGGCCUUGGCCCGGCCGCUCAGCACCACCCUCUGCCCUGAGGGAAUCCGGAGGAGACCUGGGACUCUGCAGCCCGCCUUGGCGCUCGCGCAGGUGCCUGGAACAGUCACACAUUUGUGCCGUCAGUACAGUGAUGCACCCCCACUGACAUUAGAGGGAAUCAAGGACCGAGUUCUGUAUGUCUUGAAACUCUAUGAUAAGAUUGACCCAGAAAAGCUCUCAGUAAAUUCUCAUUUUAUGAAGGACCUGGGCUUAGACAGUUUGGACCAAGUGGAAAUUAUUAUGGCCAUGGAAGACGAAUUUGGGUUUGAAAUUCCUGAUAUAGAUGCAGAGAAGUUAAUGUGUCCACAAGAAAUUGUAGAUUACAUUGCAGAUAAGAAGGAUGUGUAUGAAUAAAGUAUCAGAUGUCUUUAUUCCAUGAAGAGCUUGAGUAUUUAUUAUGCACUGACAACCAAGAGUCAACCACAUAGGAUGCAUGUGGCUGCUGAUUGGAACUUACUCCAGGUUAUUUUGGCAAUAUUACCCCAAGAUGUAAAUGGCUACUUUAAAUCCCAGGGUAGCUGAAGAUUUGGCCACCAAAUGCAUGUAGAUGUUUCAGAGGUCCUGAGUUGUAGAUUGAUUGUAGAUUGAAGCUCUUUAGUACUGCUUGCCCUCGGGGCAGCUUGUCACUCAGCCUCACCCCCACCCCAUCCACCCAAAUCUAGCCUAGUCCCAUCACUAUGGAUGUGGCUACAGUUCACUGGCUCACACUGAAAUCUUUUUGCUGAAAUACUAAACACCUCUCUGCUCUUAAGAAUUCACAGGGAUGUUUUCAGUAAGGAUUCUGAGCUCUGAUAGGCAACAAACUGACCACAUACAGCAUUCCAGAGUGCAAAUCAGAGAACAGAAUACUUAAGAGUUGAUGUGUAGGUUCUGUGUGCAUGUUCACAUGUGUCAAAGAUGGAGGUUGAUGCUACGUGUCUGCAUUGUUCUCUUUACAUACUGAGGCAGGGUCCACUGCUUGCUGUUUCAGCUAAUCUAGCUGGCCAGUUUGUUUGGGUAAUUUCCCAUCUUUUAUGUGCUGGAUGACUCUCAUGAGCCUUUGUGGCUGGGGAUGGAGUUCUGUGAUUGAACUCAGAAUGCACGAGGCCCUAAGUUCUAUUCCCAGCAUUGAAAAAAUAAGACCUGGAAACAGUUCUAUCUCCAGCCCUUGUCCCCCAAUCCCUCUAGUUAAGCCUCUUCAGUCUCCUUGCUGUAUCCCCCAAACAGUCCUAACAUUGAGCCCUGCAGGAGGUCCAAGGAGACCAUUAGUUUCUGUGACAGUACCUACAGUAAUACAAGCUAACCUGUCCUGAUGUGCCAGCAACGUCACCCAUCAGGUGUUCGUGCUACAGUCCUGUAAGCAGGGUGAUGGUGAGAGAGAGUACAGAAGCUGCAUAGCCUGUGAGACCUACACUUCUGUCAAAACAAGGCAGGAUGAGUGAGAUGGUAACUUUGGGAAACAUGGAACUGGAAAGCACCAAGAAGAAAACAUUUAGGGUAACUAAGCUGUAUGUAUGUGAUAAGACAAAGUUAAAUUUCUUAGGCAGAGCAGUCAGAAUAACUAUACUGCCUGGAAAUAAAUAUUUAGGCAUGAAGCACAUCAGCGGCUGACUUUGAAAUGAAUCUGGGAAAAAAAAAAAAACACUAACUGAUGACUUGUUAGGGUGAGUCUUUGAGUUCACAGUACCAUUCUUUCAACUGUCUUUCAAUUUGUCAUAAGAUGGGAGAAAGCGUCAAUAUACAUUUGAAAAGGAAUCUACUAAGUACUUGUAAUUGGAUGUCCCCCAAAGUGUGCAUCACACCUAUAAUCUCAAGCACCCGGAGUCCCAAGCUAGUCUAAAACAAACACUGGGUGGGGUUGGCUGAACAGAAACAAAUCUGUAGAAUAAGAAAAGUUGCUAUUUUAAGCAAAAAAUAAAAUGCAUGUUUGGGAGAUUGAGGUGAGAGGAUUGGAAGUUCAAGAUUACCCUAGGCUGAGUUCAAGGCCAGCCUGGAGGCUACAGUGCAGCUUGUCUCAAAACAAUGAAGUAAAGAUAAGCAGCAUAAUCCUACUUCUAUAAAACAUGCCAAAAUGAUAAGAAAUAAGGUACCAAAGUGUGAAUAAGUAAUGGUCACUACCAAGACACAUCGGAUAUAUAUAUAUAUAUAUGGUUAACAAGUACAUUUUAAAAUAUGUUGUUAAUAAUUCAGCAAUGAAAACAGUAUUGUAAAGGGUAUGAAAACUGGCAUACUCCAGCCAAGGCUGAGGAUCAGGUGCCUGAGAAAGGCUUUUUUAAACUCCAUAGCAGCACACAGGAAAGGCAGGACACAGAAUUCAGCAGGAGCAGUAGUGACUGCAAAUGCAAGUGGCUACCCUAUGUAGCACACACCUUAGCUACCUAAGAAGUUCAAAGCCAACUAGUGCCAUGAGACUCUGUCUCAAAAAUAAAACACAGAAUAAAAAUAAGUGAGUAGUCAGCCUCUGGUCCAGGAAAUCUGUAGUGCACAGCCCAGGUGGUCACCUGCAGGUAAACAAGUGGCAGCAGGCAGUUAAGAGGUAGCUAUGGUCAGUCUACCAAAGGACCUUACAGUCUGAUUAAGAAGCUUGUUGGCCACUGUGGGACUCUCCGCAGGACAGAACCAUGUAGACACCCAAGGUGGACUAAAGAGGGUGACCUAAUUGAUGGUCACGAAAAAAGAAAAAAAAAAAAAAAAGCUUUGGAGACUGGGAUAAAGUAAUGGGUGGAGAAGCUUCUCUGAGUAACUUGAUCUCAGCUAUUCAUACAGCUGUGCUACUACUGAAAUCAGGAAUAAAAUGAGGGUCAGAUUUUAAGGGGUGCCAUACUUUCCAUCUGAGACAAUGAUUUAAGGAAUUUGUGGGAUAUCCAAGGAGGCAACAAAUAAACGAGCAAAAGCAUACCAGUGCCAUGCUGGAGCUAGGGCUCAUAAUCAA
This is a messenger RNA of Grammomys surdaster, 3048 nucleotides long. RefSeq names its product NADH:ubiquinone oxidoreductase subunit AB1 (gene Ndufab1). Gene Ontology annotation, cellular component: mitochondrion. The transcript has 5 exons. The record is from RefSeq and is a predicted model, not a curated record. Gene Ontology annotation, biological process: fatty acid biosynthetic process. Bases 21 to 491 code for a protein of 156 amino acids. Gene Ontology annotation, molecular function: acyl binding; acyl carrier activity. Lineage: Eukaryota; Metazoa; Chordata; Mammalia; Rodentia; Muridae.